Molecule: messenger RNA, 1329 nt
Organism: Suillus subaureus
Lineage: Eukaryota; Fungi; Basidiomycota; Agaricomycetes; Boletales; Suillaceae
Product: enolase
Exons: 8
Coding region: 1-1329 (442 amino acids)
Biological process (GO): glycolytic process
Cellular component (GO): phosphopyruvate hydratase complex
Molecular function (GO): phosphopyruvate hydratase activity; magnesium ion binding
Source: RefSeq, a predicted model, not a curated record
AUGUCUGUUACCAAAGUCCACGCUCGCCAGAUCUUCGACUCUCGUGGCAACCCCACCGUUGAGGUCGACCUUUACACAGAUAAAGGUCGUUUCCGUGCUGCUGUCCCCUCUGGUGCGUCGACCGGUGUCCACGAAGCCGUCGAGCUUCGCGAUGGCGACAAAGCCAACUACGUGGGAAAGGGUGUCUCCAAGGCCGUUAAUAACGUGAACACUGUUCUUGGCCCAGAGCUGAUCAAGUCUGGCCUUAAGGUCACUCAGCAGACGGAGAUCGACGACCUCCUGAUCAAGCUCGAUGGCACUCCUAACAAGGGCAAGCUUGGUGCCAACGCUAUUCUUGGCGUUUCUAUCGCCUGCGUAGAGGCUGGUGCUGCCGAGAAAGGUGUUCCUGUAUACCAGCAUCUCGCUGAGUUGGCUGGUGUCAAGCCCCCCUAUAUCAUGCCUUGUCCUGCGUUCAACGUCAUCAAUGGUGGUUCACACGCAGGCAAUAAGCUGGCAUUCCAGGAGUUCAUGCUCCUUCCUACCGGUGCUACCUCGUUCACUGAAGCGAUGAAAAUCGGUACCGAGACCUACCACACGCUGAAGAAGGUCAUCAGCGCAAAAUACGGCAUUGAUGCCGUCAACGUUGGUGAUGAAGGUGGAUUUGCCCCCAAUGUCUCGGGAGCUGACGAGUCUCUGGAGCUUCUCACGGAGGCUAUCAGCAAGGCCGGAUACGAAGGCAAGAUCAAGAUUGCUCUUGAUGUUGCUUCAUCCGAGUUCUACAAGGACGGCAAAUAUGACCUUGACUUCAAGAACCCCAACUCCGACCCUCAGAAGUGGAUCUCAGGCACUGAGCUCGCAGACCUCUACCUUAGCUACGUCAAGAAGUACCCCAUUGUCUCCAUCGAAGAUCCUUUCGACCAAGACGAUUGGGAGGCAUGGACCCACUUCACCAAGAACAGCUCAGUCCAGAUUGUCGGUGAUGACUUGACUGUUACCAACCCUCUUCGCAUCAAGACGGCCAUUGAGAAGAAGGCAUGCAAUGGUCUCCUCUUGAAGAUCAACCAGAUUGGUACCAUCUCGGAAUCCAUCCAGGCUGCACAACUUGCUCAGUCUGAUGGCUGGGGAGUUAUGGUGUCACACCGCUCUGGUGAGACAGAGAACACCAUCAUUGCUGACUUGGUCGUUGCCCUUGGAACCGGUCAGAUCAAGACAGGUGCGCCCGCUCGUAGCGAGCGUGUCGCAAAAUACAAUGCAUUGCUGCGCAUUGAGGGGGAGAUCAAAGACGGAGUCUAUGCUGGUGACAAAGGUCUUUCUGCUGGUUUGACAGCCCCUGCUCUGCUCAAAAAGUAG